ACAACAACAAUAUCAACACAUUGAUCAUCAUCAUGCUCACAAACAACAACAAUAAGAAGAAGAAGAACAACAACAACAAGUCCUACAACACCAUCUCUCCGAUCAUUCUCCUCAUAAUUGCAACACUCACAAGCCAUGAUCAUCAAGCCAAAGCCACCACCUUCAUGUAUGCAAACUGCUCUCCCGCCAAAUACACCCCCAACACUCCUUACCAAACCAACCUUGACACCCUCCUCUCCACCCUCAUCUCCUUGUCCUCCCAAUCAUCUUACAACUCCUUCUCCACCGGCACCAGCGACACCGCUGUCUUCGGCCUAUACCAAUGCCGGAACGACUUGAACUCCGCUGAUUGUUCCACUUGCAUUCAGAGCUCAGUGAACCAACUAAACUUGGUCUGUCCUCAAUCCAUGGAUGCAUCUCUUCAGCUUGAAGGCUGUUUCAUGUCUUACAGCCAUGAAGAUUUCAGAGGAAAGCUUGACACCACUUUGGUGUACAAGAAGUGCACUGAGAGUAGAACAAAUGAUGGGGACUUUUUUAGGAGGAGAGAUGAUGUGAUUGCAGAUUUGGAGGUGUCUGGAGGAUUUAGAGUGAGUAGGUCUGGGACUGUGCAGGGUUAUGCUCAGUGUUUGGGAGAUUUGAACUCCGGUGACUGCCGACAGUGCGUCGAGGUGGCUGUGCAGCAGCUUAAGGAGGCUUGUGGAUCAGCACUGGCAGCUGAUGUGUUUUUGGCUAAGUGUUAUGCUAGGUAUUGGGCUUCUGGUUAUUAUACUUCAUCUUCUUCUUCAGAUUAUUCAGAUGAUGACGUAGGAAGAACAGUGGCUAUAAUUGUUGGUAUCUUGGCAGGGUUGGCUGUCAUUGUAGUCUUCAUCUCCUUUCUUAGAAAAGCAUGCUAAUUAAAGAGUGCACCAAAGUGAUGAAGCUAAAGCACUAAGCCAUGAAUGACAUGAAGAAGGACUAGCGUUCAUGCCAGUGUUUUUAACUUUGUUUUUUUUUUUUUUACUUUCUGAAAUGAAGAAGAAGAAGAAGUAGAGAGAUGGAGUUAAUGGUUAUGAAGAUUGUUAUAAUUUUGAACUGUUUGGCUCCAUAAUCAUGGGAGGAAUGAGGAUCAGGAUUCAUUUGAUGUCUAGAUCAUUUUGUAUGGAAUUCAUUUGAUGAGGAUCAGGAUUCAUUGUGAUUUUGGUGAAUGUUACUUUUGUUUUGUUA
Molecule: messenger RNA, 1203 nt
Organism: Dioscorea cayenensis subsp. rotundata (Guinea yam)
Lineage: Eukaryota; Viridiplantae; Streptophyta; Magnoliopsida; Dioscoreales; Dioscoreaceae
Product: plasmodesmata-located protein 8-like
Exons: 3
Coding region: 33-893 (286 amino acids)
Cellular component (GO): plasmodesma
Source: RefSeq, a predicted model, not a curated record